This is a messenger RNA of Python bivittatus (Burmese python), 4673 nucleotides long. RefSeq names its product RIO kinase 1 (gene RIOK1). Gene Ontology annotation, molecular function: protein serine/threonine kinase activity; ATP binding. Lineage: Eukaryota; Metazoa; Chordata; Lepidosauria; Squamata; Pythonidae. The record is from RefSeq and is a predicted model, not a curated record.
CUCGUGGGUCGGAAGGUUGGAACCGCUUCUCGCGCGCGCUCGUUCCGGGGCUGAAAUUUCAAGUUUGCUGAGAUGUAAAGGGGAAACAAAAGAUCAUCUCUGUGCCUCUUGCCUGGCAGCAGAUUAUUAUUACUACUAUUAUCUCACCCAAAUGCAAUGUGCACAGAAAAACUGGAAGUCCUGAGCUCCUUAAUUUUAAUUUCCUGUCAACCAAUCUCUGCUAUGCUUUCUUUGGGAUGGCUUCCAGAGUCAGAGAUUCCUGAUCACAAAGAAGACUGGGAGUACAGCACAGACAGUGUGCAUCAGAGAUCCUUUAACAACAGUAAUGAAUUAUAGAGAAGAAAUUAUGAGCUUGAUAGUCCCAGGACAAUUUGAUGAUGCUGAUGCUUCAGACAGCGAACCUUCACAGGUUGUUCAGGCAUCUCAGGAGGAGAAGGUGGUUGUUAAAAUGCAACAGUCACAUCUGAAUGAGGAAGCAGAUGUGGAUGAAUUUGAUGAGAGCUCUGAGGAUGAGGAAGAUGGAUGGGAUUGGGACGAUGAUAUGGGGAAGCUGACAAAGCGAAAUCCAGUGGCUGGAGGAAGAAACCUACAGGCCAAUAAACAGAUUCCCAGCUGCAAUGCAGCCAAAAUGUCCACUCCUACAGAUAAAGCACUAAGAAAGUUUGAGAAUAAAAUCAAUCUAGACAAGCUGCAUUUUGCUGAUUCUGUUAUAAAUAAAGUUACAGAGAAGUCUAGGCAAAGAGAAGCAGAUAUGUACCGGGUGAAAGAUAAAUCAGACAGGGCAACAGUAGAACAAGUCCUGGACCCAAGAACACGAAUGAUUCUAUUCAAGAUGCUUAGUAGAGGUGUGAUAUCAGAGAUCAAUGGUUGUGUCAGCAGUGGAAAAGAGGCUAAUGUGUAUCAUGCCAGCACUGCAAAAGGCGAGAACAGAGCAAUAAAGAUUUAUAAAACUUCUAUUUUGAUGUUUAAAGAUCGGGAUAAAUAUGUGAGUGGGGAAUUCAGGUUUCGCCAUGGAUACUGUAAAGGAAACCCAAGGAAGAUGGUCAGGACAUGGGCAGAAAAAGAAAUGAGGAAUUUAACCAGGUUAUAUACAGCACAAAUUCCGUGUCCAGAACCCAUUAUGCUAAGAAGUCAUGUCCUUGUGAUGGGCUUUAUCGGCAAAAAUGAUAUGCCUGCUCCUUUGUUGAAAAAUGCCCAGUUAUCCGAGUCAAAAGCCCGGGAGUUAUAUCUGCAAGUCAUACAAUAUAUGAGAAGAAUGUACCAGGAUGCCAAGCUUGUUCAUGCAGAUCUCAGUGAAUUUAAUAUGCUGUAUCACAGUGGACAGGUAUAUAUUAUAGAUGUGUCCCAGUCUGUGGAACACGAUCAUCCACAUGCUUUAGAAUUCCUGAGGAAAGACUGUGCCAAUAUCAAUGAUUUCUUUCAUAAAUACAAUGUUGCAGUGAUGACAGUGAGAGAGCUCUUUGAGUUUGUCACUGAUCCAUCUAUUACAAAUAAGAAUAUGGAUGCUUACCUUGAAAAGGUAAUGGAAAUUGCAUCCGGAAGAACAGUGGAAGAAAGGUCCAGUCAAAAUAAUGUGGAUGAAGAGGUGUUCAGGAAAGCCUAUAUCCCUAGGACUCUGACAGAAGUUAAGAACUAUGAGAGAGAUGUAGACAUAAUGAUGAAGCUGAAGGAAGAAGAUUCUGCCCUCAAUGUGCAGCAAGAUAAUAUUCUCUACCAGACAGUGAUAGGGUUAAAGAAGGAUUUAUCUGGUGUUCAGAAGGUGCCUGCUCUCCUUGAAAAUAAGAAUGAGGCAGAAUCUGAUGAUGAUGAUGAUGAUGAUGAUGAUGAUAGUUCUGACAAUUCAGAGUCAUGUUGUAAAGAACAAGAAGACUCAGGGCAUCCUAAAGACCAACCUGCUGAAACAGGUGUUGAUAAAAAGGAAAGGAAGAAAAUGAUCAAAGAGGCUCAAAGAGAGAAGAGAAAACAUAAGAUUCCAAAGCAUGUAAAGAAGCGAAAAGAGAAGAUUGCAAAAAUGAAAAAGGGCAAAUAAAUUCUAGUGAUCGUUUUUAAAGCUUUUCAUGAUUUAAUGAGUCACUAUUUUGGAGCAGAGUCCAUUUUGAUGCAUAUCAACAGAGCGCCACGAUGGGGUAAACUGUUACCAGAUUGACUUGCUCUUGUGUGCUCCUGCAGAGUCAAUAGCUCCCACUAAGAAUAUAUUCCUGUGGAGAAAUGAAAACAGUUUCAUAAAGAUUUUUUUAAAAAUCCAGAGAAAUUGAUACAACAUACAAUUUUGUACUUUGGAGGUCUGAGGAUUCAUAAUGGCACCAAAUUGUACACUAAUUCCUUUCUGGUUUCAUCAUCAAUUGCUAUUUGGGUAGAUUGACAUACAUAUGUAAAUAAUGUAUGGGAUGGGUAGAUGUAGUCUCAUUCAUUUAAGCCAGGGAUGUGCAACGGAUGGCCCUGCAGACAUUGAACUGCACCGCCUAAAAUCUGUCUUUCCAUGCUGAUGAAGGCUGAUGGGAAUUGGAGUUCAGCAACACCUAGAAGACUGUAAGUAGUCUGUUUGUGAUGAAAACUCUCCAUUCUGUUGCAGUGCUGAAGAUUCUCUUUGUUACACUGAUCAUUCAUAAGACAAAGACUCAAUGAGGUGUUUGCUGACAAAAAUGUUCCUUCUCAUCCUGCCCAUCUGCAGCAUUGACACUAUAUUUGGAAGGGGGAGGGGUGCAGAGGAAAGCCACACUUAUAAAUAAGGUGGUUUUUGUCAAUCUCAGCUCUAUCUUGUGGUAUAGUGCUCCAUGUGUUACCUCGUUGAUUCUAUUUGUCAGUUGGUCUUGCCGGUUUGGCUGUGUGGUAGGGGAACUCAGUAGGGUCCUGUUCCCUAGGUAGCAAAUUAACAGAUUUCUCCUUCUCUUUCUUGGAAAUGUGAUCUAUCUUUCUUCAUUGUGAAAGUCUAUGAGUAGAGUGACCCUUACGUGAUAAAGAGAAUACUUCUGUAACUGUUCCUGAUUUGAACUCCAUCUCCUUCACUGUGGUGUGAAGCACUGUAAGGAUACUUACAACCUAAGAUGACACCAGAGACAAAUAAUUCAUAUUUAUUGUAACUAUUUUUUUUUAAGCUGAAAUCAGGGUCAAUGACCUGGCAGUACCAUCUUCUUCAGAAGAUAUUUCUGUUAAUGAGGUAACUGAACUUUACCAAACUGAGUUUGCCCUGAUUAAAAACUACAAACUACAAUUCUUGGCUCAGAUGUUUAAGGAGCAGCAGUGUUUUAACAGCUGUUAGUGAUAUAUAUCCAUUACCAGUGGUGCCAUUUUCUUUGAAAAUAAAACUCAGACAUUCUGCACUAUGUUGUAUGUGGAUUUUUAACAAAAUCUACCACUCUCUGCCCAGUUGUCUAGGAAUAAACAGUAUAUUUGACAGUACUUUAUCCAUUUUUAAAAAGCUUGAAUCACUUGGUUUGAGAGUAAAAAAGGGGGACUGUGGCAUUCUAGAUGUUGAACCAAUACCCAGGACCCCAGCAUAGCCAAUUCAAAGAAAUGCUGACAAUUACUUCACCAGUAUCUGGUUCCCCACCUAUUUUAGAAAGUUAGGGUAAUAUAAUUGUGGUGUCAAACAAAUACCAGUAGUAUGAAACUUAUGACAAAGAACAUUACUUCAAGACAUUGAGCUAUGGUGUUUUAUAAUAGAUGACUGUUAAGCUUAUUAAAUAUAGUCUAUCUAGAGUUUCUUGGUUUAAACUGUCCAUUUAUUCCAGAACUAUUGCAGCAUAUUUUAUAUGACUGUUCUGAGCUUAAUGCUUUAUCCAUUUUUCUGUUUCAAGGGUACAUGAUGUAGCUUUUGAAUAAGUAUCUAAUUUGCAGAACAAUAUAUAGGAAUACUGUAUCCAGACUACAAAAUUCCAGAGGCCCACUUGAUGGCAGCAAAGAGAUAUGGACACCAUAAUUUCCUGCCAUCUAAUGAUGCUCUGAUUUUUGCAGUCCAGAUAUAGCAUGCAUAUAAUAUAAGAUCUUCACCAGGGACAUCUUUCCAAUUCAAUAUUUUGAUCAAUUUUCAUAUUUGGUUCAUUUUACUGGCCGAGUCCUUCACAAAAUAGAGCAUAUACGUCUAUGAUGAUCGUCAAUCAUAUAUAAUUCGCACAUGUAUUAAUGCCACUAAAUUGCCAAAGUAGAAUGUCUCCUCUUAAUAGUUAGCCUCUGCUGGUAGUAAUUCUGCUAAAUUUCUUAACUGAAUGAGAUUGGAUCAUACAGCAGGGUGAUCACUCCCCCUUAUCAGCAGAUUGCUUCUUGCCUCUGUUAUUGUUCUGCCUUCCCUCUUUCAGUUUAUAAUUAUUCUUAGGCUGGCUUCAGAUACUAUACUAAAUCAUGGCAGGGGGGAGAGUUAACCAUGAUUUGACAAGAUGUAAUCAGGCUGGUUCAUACAUAAUGCUAAGCAAUAAAUUGUGAUUUACAAACCAUAAUAGGACUGUACACAAAAUAAAACAUUUUGUUCUGUAUUCAGAAUAAAACUACUGCAUUCAAACUGUUCAGUCUGGUAUGCUUCGUGCACCCCUGCACAAUUCCAUGUAUACCUAUUGCUUUGUACCUAUUUGCAUCCAUUAUUUUUUCCAUGGAUCUCCCGUUUUGUAUAUGAGAAAGGAUUAGAUUAAGACAAAGUGAACUUUGCAGUUUAAAGAACACAAAUAAAAGGAAUUAAUAGA